AUGGACGCCGAACUGGCCGAGGUGCGCGCCUUGCAAGCUGAGAUCGCGGCCCUGCGGCGAGCGAGUGAGGACCCGCCAGCGCCCUGGGAAGAGAAGUCCCGAGUCCAAAAAUCUUUCCAAGCAAUACAUCAAUUCAAUUCGGAAGGAUGGAAGUCUUCAAAAGAUCUGAAAAGUCAGCUUGGACAUUUAGAAUCAGAACUUUCAUUUCUAAGUACGCUUACUGGCAUCAAUAUAAGAAAUUACUCCAAGCAGACCGAAGACCUAACAGGCACUGAGAUGACAGAAAAGAGUAUAAGAAAAGUUCUACAGAGACACCGAUUAUCAGGAAAUUGCCACAUGGUUACAUUUCAACUUGAAUUUCAGAUUCUGGAAAUUCAGAAUAAGGAGAGAUUAUCGUCUGCUGUUACUGACCUCAACAUAAUAAUGGAGCCCACAGAAUGUUCAGAAUUAAGUGAAUUUGUGUCUAGAGCAGAAGAGAGAAAAGAUCUGUUCAUGUUUUUCCGAAGCCUGCAUUUUUUUGUGGAGUGGUUCGAAUAUCGUAAGCGCACAUUUAAACAUUUCAAGGAAAAGUACCCAGAUGCUGUGCGCCUCUCAGAGGGGCCCUCCUCCCCAUCCAUGGUGAUCCACAGUGCCGGCCAGCCAGGGUUUGAAUUAAUAAUUGUUUGGAGAAUACAAAUAGAUGAAGAUGGGAAAGUUUUUCCAAAGCUGGAUCUUCUCACCAAAGUCCCACAGCGAGCCCUGGAGCUGGACAAGAACAGAGCCAUAGAAACCGCUCCUCUCAGCUUCCGAACCCUCCUAGGAGUGCUCGGAAUCGAAGCUGCUCUGGAAAGCCUGAUAAAAUCGCUUUGUGCAGAGCAGAACGGCUAGUUCCGAAACAGUGAACAGAGAGGAUGAAGAUGCUGUGAGAGGAGCGUGAGAUUUUACUGAAUAUAAACAUUUGCUGUUUUCCACUUAGAAACCACACCCUGAAGACAUGUCUUCUAUGCAGUUAAGGCACAUUCUGUAAAAACUCUCAUGACAUGAAAAAUAGUUAAGUAUAAAAUGCCAAAUAAAAGUGACAUGUACAAUGUGUUUUAUAAAAAUAAGCUUAACAUCUGAGAAAACGUACCGAGUGGUUGUGUGUCCUCAGACGUGUGGGGAGGAGCCAGUCCCCACCCACCUCGGCCUCACACUGAGUCCACCGUGACAGGCAGCCACACUCCUCAGCUGGGAGAAGCCACCCUUUAUCCUGGUUCCUGCGUCCUGGGGGCUCUGGAGACAGAUGCCUAUGGCACCUCAUUUUUAAACUUUGGUUAGUAGCCCAGGGGAGCCCCGCCCACACUCCUUGCCACCCCCAGGUCCGAACGGUGGCACCGUAAGGCAGUCCCAGCAAGUCCUGAUGUUCUUCUUGGUCUUCCACAAGAAAAUGGAGUUGUCAGCUUCUUCAAAACGAGAAUGUCCUAAGACAGCAAAGAUAGCACUGUUCCUGGGCCAGGGUGCAAGGAAUGAGGUCCUUUAUGACAGACCCUGUGCAGAGCCGAAGUGCUACAUUGACAGUCCCAGAUGUGCCGUCAGAACCGUGAUCUCAUCAGUCACCCAUUAGCACUGUUAGGAUCUGUGGACUAGAGCUGUCUCAAACCAAUCAAGGCCGUCAUGGAGCCUCAACUAAGCAGCAGCAGCGGCUUCCAGGAGGGGCCAGAAAUACGUCCAUAGCAGUGGCGCCUGCAGCUCAGGGGAUCUUUACAGCCUGGGCUCGUGGCAGCCAAGACCAGACAGAAUGGGCGUCUCCAUCUGUUUUCUCGUCUUCAAUACAGGUUAUUUUCAUCGUGUCUAGUCCAGCCCUGUCUGGGCCCUGUGCUAGGCUGUAACUUUUGCAGCCCUGAAGGAUCCAGAGAGCCCAGCCCGCCUUCCCAUUGGGGUAGGAGUCCCUCACAUGUGCACUUGAACCCAAGACCCAGUGUCCUUCAUACACUAUGACAGUGGGCAGAAUCAUCCCAAACAAGGCUUCCCCAGCCCCAUCCCAGCAAGAGUGAACUCCCUUGGGUCAAGACAGUAUUCACGGCUACUUCCCUCCACACUUCCCAGAGCCUGCCGGUCGUCACCAUGAGCUCUGUCCACUUCGCUUAGGUGCAGUCUCCAAAGCCCCCAUGCCAGCACACGGGACGCUUGUGUAUGAGACAGUGUCAUUCGAAGUGAGAAGAAAACAGUCAAGGUGUCCAAAUGUCUAAGUAUCUUUUUGCACCUCUGAGUAUAGAAUAAAAUUACAAGUAAAUAGGACAGAAUGGAACAAUAAAUUCUAGAAGAGUUGCCUUGAUUCAAACAAGUAUAAUUCUCAAGUUAUCACAAAAUUUCCCACAAAACUUUACAAUCAGCAAAAUAGUUUCCUUAUUUCUCAUGUAUCAUUUUCAUAUAAUUCCAUGGUUUCACUAAUAUUAUAUGUUACAAUAAGCCUCCAUUAGUCCCUCAAAACGAUGAUAUAAAUAAUCAGUCUGUACAACCUAGCAUACAAUAAAAAACUGAAACCAA
Saimiri boliviensis boliviensis (Bolivian squirrel monkey) is the source of this 2505-nucleotide messenger RNA. RefSeq names its product centromere protein P (gene CENPP). Gene Ontology annotation, biological process: CENP-A containing chromatin assembly. NCBI's taxonomy places the organism in Eukaryota, Metazoa, Chordata, Mammalia, Primates, Cebidae. The record is from RefSeq and is a predicted model, not a curated record. Gene Ontology annotation, cellular component: nucleus; chromosome, centromeric region.